AUGACCGUCAGUGGACAAUGUCGACCGGCUCCACUAAUUCCGUGCGUUCUAGACACGUCGCAGUUAUACGAUUAUUGUGUGAAAAUUCUGUUGAAACUUGAUAACACACUACCAGCGGACACUUUAGCCGGCCAUCGUGACCGAUUUUCGAAACAAUUCUAUGAACCGAAGAAGUUGUACAACACCGUAAAACAAAGACAGUAUUUUAAGCAUGUUAUAACGACGCCUGCGUUACCCGAGAAUCCACCAAACUUUUUGAUACAAUCCGAGUUACGAACGUACGCGACGCCAAGGGUGGUAUCGCCACCAGAAGAAUCUUUAGCGGAAAGAGAAAGUCCCAUCGAUCAUUUACAGCAAGAAAAUAGUCGUCAGAGACAAGAAUCGCAUCAUCUACCGAUGGAUCAUCAACGAAUCAUGGAAGAGCUUCAGAGUCGUGUCAUGCAACUUGAAUCGGGUUUGCUUAUUAAGCGCAAUGAAAUUGAAGAAGAAAAACAGGUAAAUGAGGACUCUCUUAAACAAAAAGCAGACACGAUGGCGAAAGUUGAUGAAAGCGAAGAAAAGUAUUUUGUUUUGGAAGAGAAAUUUCAGAAAUUGAAAGAUGUAUAUGCAAAAUGAAGAGAAGAACAUAUCAGUUUAAUCAGGAAGAAAGCCGAAGUGGAGAAACAAAUUGGGUUAUUAAAAAUGUCAGAAGAAAAAUCGGAACGUCGAACCGUUUUUAGAGUUAAUAGAAGGUGAAGAUAUAACUGAACAGGAAGCUCGAAAAGCUAUCGAAGG
This is a messenger RNA of Colletes gigas, 774 nucleotides long. Its product is annotated as huntingtin-interacting protein 1-like. The transcript has 6 exons. Lineage: Eukaryota; Metazoa; Arthropoda; Insecta; Hymenoptera; Colletidae. The record is from RefSeq and is a predicted model, not a curated record. Gene Ontology annotation, molecular function: clathrin light chain binding; phosphatidylinositol-3,4-bisphosphate binding; actin filament binding. Gene Ontology annotation, biological process: clathrin coat assembly; actin filament organization; endocytosis. Gene Ontology annotation, cellular component: actin cortical patch; clathrin-coated vesicle. Bases 1 to 615 code for a protein of 204 amino acids.